Messenger RNA from Paramecium tetraurelia, 1578 nucleotides. RefSeq lists its product as uncharacterized. Gene Ontology annotation, biological process: cilium movement; outer dynein arm assembly. The transcript has 5 exons. NCBI's taxonomy places the organism in Eukaryota, Ciliophora, Oligohymenophorea, Peniculida, Parameciidae. The record is from RefSeq and is a predicted model, not a curated record. Gene Ontology annotation, cellular component: cilium.
AUGUCUGCAGUGGAACUUCCAGAUAUACGUUUAUAUUCAAAUAAAUCAAGCACACGAUAGAGUAAGAAGAGUGAUUAUGAAAAAUAUCGAAAGUUAGCUGUGAUUAAGUCGGUUGACAAAUUAAUAAAAAAAAAUGAUCUUUAAUCAGUUUUGGGUUUUGAUGAUGAUUAUUAUCCUAAAUAAAUAGAAGAUUAGAAGAAAGUAAACGAAGCUCAUGAAGUUCAUGUCAAUCUUACAGAGCUCAAAAAAAGUUGUGAUUCAAUGAAGAUAAAUGGAAUUAGAAAAGAAAAAGAUAUAGAAAAUAUGAGAAAGGAAAUUGAUUCAAUGACAAUUUAAGUAGAUCAAUAUAAUUAAACCUAACAUAACUUGUAAACAAAGGAGAAAGAAUUAAAUCAAAAAUUAGAAGACUAGCAUAAACUUUUAAGUGAAAGUUAAUAUGAUAGAAAAAUCUUUGAACAUAUGUUAAAUAGAAUGAAGAAAGAUUAAUUGGGUUAUUAACUUAGAGCAAACUAAUAUGAAAGACACCUAUAAUUAGCUCUUUAAUAAUAUCAUAGUAGCACAUACAAAACACAAUAAAUUCAAGAAAUAUACAGCAAGACUUUGAUGGCUCUAAAAGAUGUUACUGAAGGGAUUCAGUAAUAAAAUAAGAAUAGAGAGAAGAAUUUAUAAAGAUUUAAGGAUGAUUUAAGACAGAGAUAAGAUAUAGAAUAGAAGAGAGACGAUAGAAUAAAGAGAUAAUAAGAAAUAGCUGAAGUUGCUGCAAAGGAUAUAAAAGAUAGUGCACUUAAAAAAUGGAGAAAAUUGCUUUUGGUCCACAAAUUUCUUAAUUCUUUUUUAAAAAACAAAAUGCAAAGAGGAAUUGCUUAAUAUUAGGAUUUAGAAAUGACAUUUUAAAAGAUUAAAGCCUCAACAGGUAUUACUGAUGCGAAUGAAAUUGUGUAAAAGUUCUUAGGAAGAGAAUAAACCUAUGCACAUCUUUUGAUUUCUAUAUCAGAUUAUGAAAAGAAGAUUAGUGCAUUAAAGAAUGAAAAUUAAGAUCUUUAAACAUAAUUUUCAAAUUUAAAGCAAUAAUAUACUGAUAUGGAUAAAGAAUUUUAGGUUGAAACAUACAGAUAAAAGGAAGAUUUAUUUGAAUAGGAUAAAUUAGUAUUGGAAGUAGAAGAGAAAGCCACUGUGGCAGGAUUAUUAGAGAACAAGCUUAGAAAUUGGAUGUCUCGAGGAUUGAAAAAGUUAGGGUUAUAAAAAAAUUAAGGGUUUUAAGCCAUCAUUGAUGCUGUUAGAGACAAAUUGUUAAAAUUGUCUACGAAAGACUAAGAAGAACUAUUGAAUAAAUCAAUUCUUAAUGCAGUUAGUGAUAUUAAAGAUUAGGAAUUCUUGAAAAGAAAUGUGAGAGUCAAACCAAAAAAAUAACUUACUUAAUCCCAUACUAAUCAUUCUAUGGAUUAAUCUUCUAUUAAAGAUGACGAAGAUAUGUUUGAUGAAUUACCAAUAAAAGAGGAUGAAGAAGAUGAAUUAGAGGAAGAAAGGCUUAUUGAACAAUUAAGAGAAGAAAUUAAAGUUAAAAAUCAUAAAAAAUGA